This is a messenger RNA of Candidula unifasciata, 873 nucleotides long. The record is from the annotation of a GenBank genome assembly. Lineage: Eukaryota; Metazoa; Mollusca; Gastropoda; Stylommatophora; Geomitridae.
AUGGCUACAAAACUGGUAAAAUGCUCAAGAGUAGUAACAUAUUUGCCUAGUCUACAGUCAGCUGUGAUAAGGUGUAGAACAUUGUCUUCUUCUUCUUCUGCUGCUGCGGACACCAGUGGCUUGCAAGUAUCUGAAUCAGCCAUUGAGUCUGCAAAAACUCUGAUUGUAUGUGCGGAUAAACUUUUAUGUCCAAUAAACCCACAAGACAAGAGGUUUCCCUUGCCAGGUGGCACAGCACUGUGUACCACUUCAAGACUGAAUUCAGACAUUAACAUUAAUUCAUUUAAUUCUUCAGUAUUUGAUUCUGAUAUUUUGUUACCUUCACUUCCGUUCCUGAAACACAAUGAUGCAGACUACUUUUUGACCUCAUUUAAUGAAGUUGAUGUGAAUUUUAUAGAUAUGUCUGUAUCCUUUCCCUUACCUUCGGACAAAAUGGAGUACAGGGCACAUAGUUGUCCAGUCCUCUUACGUAAAGGUUGUUCCAUGGAAGGUGAUCUGACAAUUGUUACCAUCAGCCUGAAGACACAGAAUGAUAUGACUCUAUGGUCACAGCAAGUAGAGCAAGAAAGAGAGGAACUGCUUGAAGCAUUUAUCCAAGGGGCUCUAGAAAUAUGUCAGAUGUUUGAAAAAUCUGGUUACUGGGCAGACUUUAUAGAUCCUUCCUCAGGAAAACCUUUCAAAGGUUCGCACACAAACUUUACACUGUUUGAAACAGAUGAGCGCUACAGAAAGUUGGGAUUUGAGAUCCAAGACCUCGGCUGUUGUAAAGUGAUUAGUCAUCCAGUGUGGGGAGCUCAUGCAUACAUUGGCUGCUUAUUUACCUCUGCUCCUAUCGAUCAUUCUCUGAUUGUAAAUUUGCAUGAAUCUCAAUAA